This is a messenger RNA of Cuscuta epithymum, 6988 nucleotides long. NCBI's taxonomy places the organism in Eukaryota, Viridiplantae, Streptophyta, Magnoliopsida, Solanales, Convolvulaceae. The record is from the annotation of a GenBank genome assembly.
UGAAACUUCCUCCAUGUGCAAGUAUGUCUCUGGGAAGUUUCCUCACACCAAACAACCACCUUCCUCACACCUCCAUUGAAGCUUCUCCUAAGCUUCCACCCAUCUUCCUCCCACCUUCCUAGUACCUAGUUUUGGUGCUAUAAAUAGAGAGCUUGGAGAGUCUUUCUAUCAUCAAGCAAUUUAGAUCAUAGAUUAGAAUACCACAACCAAGUUUGAGUUGUGAAUAUCCUUGAGAGAUAUGUGAGGUGUUUUGAGAGUUUUUAGUUAGAGCUUGUAUGUCUCUUCUUUCUAUUCUUGAAAGUAAUAGAAGUGUUUUUCUCUCAAAUUAGCACGAUCCUGUUAUUCCCAACAAGUGGUAUCAGAGCUUGGUUGAGCUUUUGAUAUUUUUCCCAGAUUUUUUCAGAUAAAAUUCUACUGUCUGAAAAAUCGAGUUUUCAGUAUUGCUCAGAAUUGCAAUCUGAAUAUACCGUUGGAUUCGUCUCGUCGAGAAGAGAAUACUGGUAUUUUUGGGGAUUUUUUUGGCCACCGGAAGCUGCCGUACGCGCCGCCAAACGCCGGCCAAAAACUGCCUGCGUCAUGCUGACGUCAUCACGCGCAGACAGAGGUUGAAGACAGCUGACGUCAUCGCUGACGUCAUCAGCCAGCCAGAGCUGCGUCAUCGACACCUCAACGCCACAUGUGCAGUCCCAGCACAAUCAGCCGCCACGUCACUAGUCAACUGCCAACUUUCACCAGCGCCCAGUCAGCUGCCACGUCAUCGCCCAGUCACCGCCACGUCACUGCCACGUCAUCUGCCACGUCACCGGUCAGUUUUUAAAUUUUGAAAAAUUGCAGUUUGGUCCCUCAAUUUUUGAAAAAUUAUAAUUUCGGCCUAUAAUUUUUCGAAAAUUGUAUUUUAACCCCGAAAGUGCCUACCCACCAUUUUCGGCCGUUCCAGACGCAACGGUGCUGCCCGUUUUUCGAAAUUCUGCUCCGAUUUUUCUGAAACAGAAAAUCAAAAUUAUUUAGAAGGUGAAAAUGACCUUUGACGAGUCAACUUCAUCUUCCGGAGCUAUGAUUAUGCUCACGGCUACCAACUACACGCUAUGGAAACCUCGGAUGGAAGAUUUCCUUAGCUGUAAAGACCUUUUUGAUCCAAUAGAGAUGAAAGGUAUUAAUCCUGACCCGGCUAAGUCAACGGAAUGGAAGAAAAUUAAUAGAAAAACUAUUGGUCAAAUCCGACAAUGGAUUGACCAUAGUGUCUUCCACCAUGUUGCACAAGAAACCGAUGCUUAUGCCCUUUGGAAAAAGUUAGAAGAUAUGUACCAGGCCAAGACCGCUAGGAACAAGGCCCUACUGAUGAGGCGUCUUGUCAAUAUGAAGCUCAAAAGUGGAACUUCUGUUGCCGAACAUACUAGUCAAUUUCAGAGUCUGGUAAAUCAACUAUCUUGUGUAGAAAUGCCACUUGGAGAUGAAAUGCAAUCUCUACUGCUUCUUAGUUCCCUUCCUGAUAGUUGGGAGACACUAGUUGUUACUCUCAGCAACUCAGCCCCAGAUGGCAAACUUACCAUGUCUGUGGUCAAGGAUGCACUGUUCAAUGAGGAGGCAAGAAGGAAAGACAUGAGCACAGAUGAGACUCAUGCCCUUGUGACAGAGAAUAGAGGAAGAUCACAAGGAAAACAACAAAGAAACAGUAGAGGGAAAUGGCAAAGCAGGGGCAAAAGUCGGGGGAGAUCAUCAGAUGGCCGGAAACCUUCUUAUACCUGCCACCAUUGCGGUAUAGAGGGUCACAUGAAGAAGAAUUGCUACAAAUUGCUAGAGGAGCGAGGCAAGAGCAAUUCUCAAGCGAAGAGCAAGGGUGGUGAAGCGCUCAUCACAAUCUCAGGUGAUGUGGCGUAUUGUACUAUCAAUGAUGAAACAUGCCUUCACGUCUCAAGAGAGGACACUGAAUGGGUGGUAGAUACUGCAGCAUCCUACCAUGUUACUCCCCACAGGUACUACUUCACAACUUACAAAGCUGGAGACUUUGGAGCAGUGAAGAUGGGCAAUUCCAGUUCAUCUGAAAUAGCUGGAAUUGGUGAUGUACAAAUAAAGACGAGUUCUGGGAGCACAAUCACUUUGAAGGAUGUUAGACAUGUUCCAAACCUUCGUCUCAAUCUCCUGUCAGUGGUAUGUCUUGACGAACAGGGGUAUGAAAACCACUUUAACAGGGGCACCUGGAAAAUGUCAAAGGGCGUUUUGACAAUCGCUCGAGGACAUGUUUGUGGCACAUUGUACAAAACUCAUUUGAGGAUUUGUACGGAUAGCCUCAAUAUUGCUGAGGAGACUACUCAGAAUCUGUGGCAUCUGAGGCUCGGCCACAUCGGUGAGAAAAGGCUAACUACCUUGAUUAAGAAGAACCUUAUCAACAUCGACAAGAAUGCUGCACUGGGUCCUUGCAGUCAUUGUCUGUUUGGUAAGCAUCAUAGAGUAUCAUUUAGUUCUACUUCAGCUAAAAGAUCAGAGUUGUUAAGUUUGGUACACUCCGACGUCUGUGGUCCUUUCGAGGUGGAAUCAAUCGGUGGAAGCAGAUAUUUUCUGACUUUUAUUGAUGAUGCUUCUCGGAAAGUGUGGGUGUAUUUCCUGAUUACGAAAGAUCAGGUAUUUGAGUGCUUCAAGACAUUUCACGUCUUGGUGGAACGUGAAACGGGAAAGAAGCUGAAAUGUCUCCGAUCUGAUAAUGGAGGCGAGUAUACUUCUAAGGCGUUCGAUGCAUAUUGUAGAGAAUAUGGCAUUCGACAUGAGAAGACAGUACCACGCACCCCUCAGCACAAUGGCGUUGCUGAAAGAAUGAACCGGACUAUCAUGGAGCGUGUCCGGAGCAUGCUGAAUAUGGCUAAGCUUCCGAAGUCAUUCUGGGCAGAAGCAGUCAACACCACAUGCUACCUUAUCAACCGAUCACCUUCGGUACCACUGAACUUUGAAGUUCCAGAGAGGUUAUGGACAGGUAAGGAUCCUACAUACUCACAUCUUAGAGUAUUUGGAUGUUCAUCAUAUGCACAUGUAUCCAAAGAGCUCAGACAGAAGCUCGAUGCAAGAACUAUCCCAUGCAUUUUCGUUGGCUAUGGAAAUGAAGAGUUUGGAUACAGGCUAUGGGAUCCUAAGGAGAAAAAGGUGUUCAGAAGUAGGGAUGUUGUGUUCCACGAAGAUUUGACAAUAGAAGACAUUGAAAAACCCACAAUGUCUCGGAAGUCAAAUGAGGGUGUUCAAGUUUCAAAUGAAGCACCAGAAGAGGACAAAGUGCAUGAAGAUAACUCAGAAACAGAAGAAGGCGAGGAGACAGAAGAGAGUGCAGAGCAAGGGGAGACACAAUCCACCCCGCCAGACACAGAUGAUGGUAGCUCUUCUCAGAUGGUUCCUACUGUUCGUAGAUCUGAACGAGGGCAUAUACCAUCGACAAGGUACACAUCAUCCGAAUAUCUUUUGUUAACUGAAGAUGGAGAACCGGAGAGUUUUCAAGAAGCUGUAUCUCAUAAGGAUAAAGAAAAAUGGCUAAUAGCAAUGCAGGAUGAGUUAGAAUCUCUGCAGAAAAAUCAAACUUAUGAGAUCGUAGAACUUCCUAAAGGGAAGAAGGCACUAAGGAACAAAUGGGUGUUCAAGCUGAAGAAGGAUGCAAGCGGACAAGUGGUGAAACACAAAGCUCGGUUGGUUGUCAAAGGGUUCCAGCAGAAGAAAGGAAUUGACUUUGAUGAGAUCUUUGCACCAGUUGUCAAGAUGACCUCAAUCCGAGUUAUUCUUGGCUUGGCAGCAAGUAUGAACUUGGAGCUUGAACAGAUGGAUGUGAAGACAUCAUUUCUUCACGGAGAUUUGAAAGAAGAAAUCUACAUGCAGCAGCCGGAAGGUUUUGAGAACUCAAAUGAUAAUUUUGUGUGUAAAUUAUCUAAGAGUUUGUAUGGCUUGAAGCAGGCACCAAGGCAGUGGAAUAAGAAGUUUGACUCAUGCAUGAAGAGUCAAGGCUACAAGAAGACUACUGCAGAUGAGUGUGUAUACAUCAAGAAACUUCCAGACGGUACCUUCAUUGCUCUUCUACUAUAUGUAGACGACAUGUUGAUCGUUGGGAAAGAUGCAGUGAAGAUAAACCAACUGAAGAAAGAACUCUCUAAGUCUUUUGAUAUGAAAGACUUAGGACCGGCUCAACAGAUUCUUGGGAUGCAGAUCACUCGAGACAGGAAGAAUCGCAAGUUAUGGCUAUCUCAGGAGAAGUACAUUGAACGAGUACUUGAGAGAUUCAACAUGAAUGAUGCCAAGCCAGUAAGUGUUCCACUUGCGAAUCACUUCAAGUUGAGCAAAAGAACAUGCCCUACAUCCAAGGAAGAGAUCGGGGAGAUGUCAACAGUUCCAUAUUCUUCAGCAGUUGGGAGUUUGAUGUAUGCCAUGGUAUGCACAAGGCCAGACAUCGCACAGGCAGUGGGUACAGUGAGUCGUUUUCUCUCUAACCCCGGGAAGGAGCAUUGGGAGGCAGUCAAAUGGAUUCUCAGGUACUUGAAAGGUACCACGAAGUUAUGCCUUUGUUACGGAGGAGCUGAUCCAGUCUUGGAAGGCUACACAGAUGCUGAUAUGGCCAGAGAUACUGAUAGUAGAAAGUCUACUUCAGGAUAUAUUUACACUUUUGCAGGGGGAGCCGUUUCUUGGCAAUCAAGAUUGCAGAAGUGUGUCGCUUUAUCUACAACAGAAGCAGAAUACAUUGCUGCCGCUGAAGCAGGUAAGGAAAUGUUGUGGCUAAAGCGCUUUCUCCAAGAACUUGGGAUCCAGCAGAAAGAGUAUAAGGUACAUUGUGACAGUCAGAGUGCUCUAGACUUGAGCAAGAACUCCAUGUACCAUUCUCGUACAAAGCAUAUUGACAUUCGGUAUCACUGGAUACGGGAGACGAUUGAUCAACAACUGUUGAGACUAGUGAAGAUCAAUACAAAGGAGAAUCCAUCAGACAUGCUGACAAAGGUGGUGACACGAGAUAAGCUAGAGCUAUGCAGAGACAUAGUCGGGAUGCUUGUUUUGAAUAUGCCUGGAAGGGGAGAAUUGAAGAAUUCAAUUUCCAGGUCAUAUCCAAGUACAAGCAAAUUGAAGAAUCCAAUUGUGAGCAACAUCCAUGAAACUUCCUCCAUGUGCAAGUAUGUCUCUGGGAAGUUUCCUCACACCAAACAACCACCUUCCUCACACCUCCAUUGAAGCUUCUCCUAAGCUUCCACCCAUCUUCCUCCCACCUUCCUAGUACCUAGUUUUGGUGCUAUAAAUAGAGAGCUUGGAGAGUCUUUCUAUCAUCAAGCAAUUUAGAUCAUAGAUUAGAAUACCACAACCAAGUUUGAGUUGUGAAUAUCCUUGAGAGAUAUGUGAGGUGUUUUGAGAGUUUUUAGUUAGAGCUUGUAUGUCUCUUCUUUCUAUUCUUGAAAGUAAUAGAAGUGUUUUUCUCUCAAAUUAGCACGAUCCUGUUAUUCCCAAUAAUUUCAUCACCCUUCAUUUGGUUGUUCUUGAUAGUUCCCAUGAGAAUUGUUUUUUUUUUCCUUUUGUACCCAGGGAGAUGAAAAUGUUGGGGUUGCCCUUCUAACCUAUCCUGUACUGAUGGCUUCUGAUAUUCUUCUAUACCAGCUUGAUCUUGUUCCUGUUGGAGAGGAUCAGAAGCAACAUCUUGAAUUGACACGAGAGCUUGCAGAACGAAUUAACUAUUUAUAUGGAGGUAAAAAAUGGAAGAAGUUGGGAGGGCGAGGUGGUCCAAUAUUUAAGGUACCUGAACCUCUCAUUCCACCUGCUGGAGCUCGAAUAAUGUCCCUUACUGAUGGCCUUUCAAAGAUGUCAAAGUCUGCACCUUCUGACCAAUCUCGUAUUAACUUGCUUGAUCCAAAAGAUAGCCAUUGAGACAUACAAAAACUUGAGAGAUAAAUUUGAGUUACAUAGUAUUAAAAUGGGAUACUUUGAGUUUGCACCCCAUAUUAUUGUCUAAAUUGGACUUUGCACCCUAUUGUUAAAAAUCUUUGUUUUUGCACCCUAACCUCAUAUGAAAAGACAAAAAUGCCCUCAAUCAGGAAUAUGUUGAAGGUCAACUGAAUUGUCAAUGGAGGGGCAUUUUUGUCUUUUCAUAUAGGGUUGGGAUGCAAAAACAAAGAUUUUUUAAAAACGGGAUGCAAAGUCCAAUUUAGACAAUAAUAUGGGGUGAGCCAUGGAAUCGAACUGCAGCCGCCACAGAUCUAGUAACAUUGAUGAAGGCUUUGUUGAAGCUUCUCCCAUCGUCCAUGGAAUCGUCGACCAAGACAUCUUCGUUGCUGAGCCGCUGAAGCACCAAGACGAAGAAGAACAACGUUGCAGACGCGAGCGGGCGGCGGCGGCGUGUAUCGGCGAAAAGGUGUCCGACGUUGAUGUUUGGAGCUUUGGUCGGUGCUGUUGUUGCGCACAGGGGAGAAGUUCAGUGAAGACUGUGGGAUCUGGUGCGUCGCUUGGAGAUCUGGCAAUAGCAAAUAAGAUAAAACGUUGCAAAACUGACUCAUUGAGUGGCUUGGAAUUUGACAACCCUGAUAGACCAGAAUGCAACAAUCUUCUUUCUAUUUAUCAGCUUGUGUCAGGCAAGACAAAGCAGGAAGUUACUGAGGAAUGACAAAAUAUGAGCUGGGGAGCAUUUAAGCCUUUGCUUACAGAUGCUUUAGUUGCACAUCUACAUCCUAUCCAGGUUAGAUAUGAGGAAAUAAUGUCUGAUAGUGACUGUUUGGAUAAAGUGUUAGCAGAAGGCGCUAUGAACGCAGCAAACGUUGCAAAUGUCACUCUCCAAAAUGUUUACCAGGCAAUGGGGUUUAUGCGGCGAUGAUUAUAAAUUAUUUACAUUUUAAAGAAAAUAACAGUAUGUAGUAUUAGUUAUACAAUAAGUCGAUGUCUAAAUUUAUUGGAUAUGUUUUUCUGUACAUUCAAAUUGUGUAUCUACUAAUUGGAAGAUGAAGUGAGUUAGUUUUAUCAUCCAAUAAUUAGGUGGCACGUUGGAAUAUACAAA